Salvia miltiorrhiza (redroot sage) is the source of this 699-nucleotide messenger RNA. RefSeq lists its product as uncharacterized. NCBI's taxonomy places the organism in Eukaryota, Viridiplantae, Streptophyta, Magnoliopsida, Lamiales, Lamiaceae. The record is from RefSeq and is a predicted model, not a curated record. The transcript has 2 exons. The coding region runs from base 1 to 699 and encodes 232 amino acids.
AUGCCACUACAAAAAUACACAAAUGCGAUUAGACAGUUGGCAUAUGGUGGCCCAGCUGAUCACUACGAUGAGUACUUGCAGGUUUCUGAAACAACAUGGUACGAGUGCUUGCGCCACUUCUGUCGAGGUGUUAUUGAGGUUUUCGGUGCACACUACUUGAGGCGGCCAACCGUUGAUGACUGUCAGCGCUUGAUGGAAAUGCACGAGCAGAGGCAUGACUUUCCUGGAAUGCUCGGGAGUUUUGAUUGGUCCAACAAUGAUAUAAACGUGCUUAAUCAGUCUCCACUAUUCAACGACGUUCUACAAGGGCAAGCGCCUUCCAUCCCAUUCACCGUAAAUGGCACGCAAUAUGACCAUGGAUACUACCUAACAGACGAUAUAUAUCCUGAGUGGGCAACUUUUGUCAAGAGCUUCCAACAUCCUCAAGAUCCAAAAAGAAGGAAGUUCAAGAAAAUGCAAGAAGCUGCGAGGAAGGAUGUAGAACGCGCAUUUGGGGUUCUCCAACCUCCAUCGCCGCUGCUACCUUCGUCCCCUGCCCUUUCAACCCUAACACCGCCUCCCUCCUUCGAUUCUCUUUUCUCACUACCUGAAUUGCCCUUUCCCUCUCUCUCUACCCCACACGUUCUACUACCCCCUCACUCGCAGCUCCUCUUCCUCCACCACCGCUGCCCCACCGACCCUCUCCUCCAAUUCGCCUAA